This is a messenger RNA of Colletotrichum lupini, 1404 nucleotides long. RefSeq lists its product as uncharacterized. The coding region runs from base 1 to 1404 and encodes 467 amino acids. The record is from RefSeq and is a predicted model, not a curated record. The transcript is spliced from 13 exons. NCBI's taxonomy places the organism in Eukaryota, Fungi, Ascomycota, Sordariomycetes, Glomerellales, Glomerellaceae.
AUGUCAAUAAACGUGUGCAGUGUUGAUGAUGCGCAAAAGUCGGAGGGUCUGGCCAGCGGUAGAUUGAAAGAAAAUUUCUCCAUCGCCUUUUGGGAACUCACGUCAAACAACUCAGUCACUGCCAACACAUGGCAUGCUGAUUUCCAGAGGCUGUCGCUUCUCCACGUGGCUGGUCUGCCGAGAAUGCACAGUAUCUAUCUGGCUCUUCAGAUUGAACUCUCCGGGCAAAACAACGAUCUCCCCGUCUCGAGCACGAUAUAUCAGAAUCCUGCCCAUCUGUUUUCAUCAGGUUCUCAUUACGACGAGUCCCGCGACCUGCGACAUUUAUGCUUGUGGCUCAGCUUGCACAGAAGACUUGGGGCAGCCGAUAUAAAAGGCCUGGGUUGCAUUCCAGUUCAUCCGCACCAAGACACCAACCAGUGCUUGGUCCGAGGUUGGAAGACCCAGUAUGAAUACCUAGCUGCCAAUGUUAACAUUCGGAUCAAAUUGACCGAACCCGACCUGAAGGCAUCAGAAGCAUAUGAGGAAACCGGCCUCGGUGCCGUUGUCCCCCGAACCCGGGUGCAACCUGACCAACAAACAGGCGGCGUAACGCCGGAUCAUAACGUUCCAACGGGGAAAGGCUGGCGCUACCAAGAGUCUACUCAGUUGCUUUGCCUCGGAUGGCCAACCAUCAAGCCAGUCCAACUUUCCAAGCCAUCCAAGAAACUUGUGCUGCAGGGGCAGCGGCUAGCCAAGAUGGCAGAUAAACAAAUAAUACUAAAGGGCAAUUCAAGCUCUCGUUUUGACGAGAUUGAAGCUCCCAAAACGGAUAACGAGAUGCUAUUGGAGACUCCUCGUCCCAAGAUAGAAAGCUUUGGGACAAGGCAGCAAAAGGCGUUGAAGAGGCUGGAAAAGGUCAAUUUCCUUUUGGCUGGCAUGUCCAGAGGAGAGCCCCCUGUCAUUGAUGGCAUUUGGGGCUGGCAAGUCCACUGUCCUGCGCUCCGGGUGAGGAACUCAGGAACUCACGGCAUCCAGACUUGCAACUUUGCAAGACGCCCCCCUCGUGCAGCCCCCCCGAAACAGAGAGCGAUCCCGUUCCGCAGCGGCGCGCUAAGCUACCAGUGGUUGGCCCGGUCCCUCACCUUUUGCCUCCCCCCUGGCCCCCAAAAGUUGACUGGACUCCGUACGCUAGAAUUGAACGUUGGUCUGUGGUGGACCUCGAGGAGUGCUGAGGAUCGAUUAUUUGGGCGAAUACGGACGGGACUCGAGUAUUCUCAGCCACCGUUCGGGGAUCUACUUCCAGGUCCCAUUCAGUUCCCAGCACCCAACCCUGCAUCAUACCUUACGAGACCCAGACUGCAGCACCCGUAUCACAAGGUGUUCUUCAGCAGCACAGACGACACAGUCUACAGAUUUGCCUAG